Molecule: messenger RNA, 6596 nt
Organism: Chionomys nivalis (European snow vole)
Lineage: Eukaryota; Metazoa; Chordata; Mammalia; Rodentia; Cricetidae
Gene: Adamts3
Product: ADAM metallopeptidase with thrombospondin type 1 motif 3
Exons: 22
Coding region: 558-4169 (1203 amino acids)
Biological process (GO): proteolysis; extracellular matrix organization
Cellular component (GO): extracellular matrix
Molecular function (GO): metalloendopeptidase activity
Source: RefSeq, a predicted model, not a curated record
CGGGCGAGCGGCCCACUCCUCCCUCCUCCUAGGCGGCCGCCUCCUCCCCUCGUCCUCCCGCCCCCACUGCGUGUGCGGCGGAGGCUCCAGGGCUUGCGCUGCCUCUUUCUCCCGCUCGCUGGGCUCCGGUUCCCACUUUUCCCUGGCUGCCGCGCUCCCGGGACCCGAGCAGUCUCCGUGCUUAGCCUCGGCGGCCCACGGUGCUCCAAGACCCUCUCCAAAGCAGCCCCGGGGCAGAGAGUGGAACGUCCCGGUCCCUUCCCCCGCUUGGGUCAGCUUCUGCCCGGCUCGCAGUACCUUCUGGCUCCCGCACAGUCGGCUUGGGAGGACCGGGUGAGAAGGUGAAGUGGAAAGGACCGACAGGGCACGGGGCCAGGCGCACAGCUCACGUUGCCUUUUCAUUGAGCAAAGCCCAAGAUCAUUUUUUUUUUUAAGCUCUGCAACCCCCCUUCCCCUUCUUCCAUUUUCUUUGCGCGUUUUAAAGGAAACUUAUUUUGGGGUGGUUUGCGCUGGGGUAGCUGCUUCGCCCAGUAGUUGUGAAGUGCACUCGACUCGUGAUGGUGUUCCUGUCACUUUGGUUGAUAGCAGCCUCUCUGGUAGAGGUUAGGACGUCAGCUGAUGGACAAGCUGGGACUGAAGAAAUGGUGCAAAUAGAUUUACCAAUAAAGAGAUAUAGAGAAUAUGAGCUGGUGACACCAGUUAGCACAAACCUAAAAGGACACUAUCUUUCCCAUAUUCUUUCUGCAAAUCACAAAAAGAGGUCACCUAGGGAUGUGUCGUCUAACUCAGAGCAAUUGUUCUUCAACGUCACUGCAUUUGGAAGAGAUUUUCAUCUUCGACUAAAGCCCAACACUCGCUUCCUAGCUCCUGGGGCUGUUGUGGAAUGGCAUGAGACAGCUCUGGUGCCUGGGAAUACAACUGACCCCGGAAAGAGCCAUCAACACGGAAAUGCUUCGGAAAGAAUCUGGAGAUCAGAGCCUCUGCAGACUAGCUGUGCUUAUGUUGGUGACAUCAUGGACAUUCCAGGAACCUCUGUUGCCAUUAGCAACUGUGAUGGUCUGGCUGGAAUGAUAAAAAGUGAUAACGAAGAGUAUUUCAUUGAACCCUUGGAAAGGGGCAAGCAGAUGGAGGAAGAAAAAGGAAGAAUUCACGUGGUCUACAAGAGAUCUGCAGUGGAGCAGCCUUCUAGAGAUGUGUCUGAAGACUUCUACUACAGGGAGUCGAAUCGGGAAGGCCUUGAUGAUCUAGGCACAGUUUACAGCCACCUUGGCCAGCAGCUGAAUGAGACAAUGAGGCGCCGCAGACACUCGGGAGAGAACGAUUACAACAUCGAGGUGCUUCUGGGAGUGGAUGACUCUGUGGUCCGUUUCCAUGGCAAAGAGCAUGUCCAAAACUACCUCCUCACCCUGAUGAACAUUGUAAAUGAAAUAUACCACGAUGAGUCCCUUGGAGUGCAUAUAAAUGUGGUCCUUGUCCGAAUGAUUAUGCUUGGUUAUGCAAAGUCUAUCAGCCUCAUAGAAAGGGGGAACCCGUCCAGGAGCCUGGAGAAUGUGUGCCGCUGGGCUUGCCAACAACAAAAACCUGAUCCCAACCAUGCUGAACACCACGAUCAUGCCAUUUUCUUAACCAGGCAAGACUUUGGGCCUGCUGGAAUGCAAGGAUAUGCUCCAGUCACAGGCAUGUGCCACCCAGUGAGAAGCUGCACUCUGAAUCAUGAAGAUGGGUUUUCCUCUGCUUUCGUAGUAGCCCACGAAACUGGCCAUGUGUUGGGAAUGGAGCAUGACGGACAAGGCAACAGGUGUGGGGAUGAGACGGCCAUGGGCAGCGUCAUGGCGCCCCUGGUGCAAGCUGCCUUCCAUCGCUACCACUGGUCCAGAUGCAGUGGCCAGGAGUUGAAGAGAUACAUCCAUUCCUACGACUGUCUCCUUGAUGACCCCUUUGAACAUGACUGGCCCAAACUCCCAGAACUUCCUGGAAUAAAUUAUUCCAUGGAUGAGCAAUGCCGUUUCGAUUUUGGUGUUGGUUACAAAAUGUGCACUGCGUUCCGGACCUUCGACCCCUGCAAACAGCUGUGGUGCAGCCAUCCCGACAACCCCUACUUCUGUAAGACAAAGAAGGGGCCCCCACUCGACGGAACCGAGUGUGCUGCUGGGAAGUGGUGCUAUAAGGGGCACUGCAUGUGGAAGAAUGCCAAUCAACAAAAGCAAGAUGGCAACUGGGGGUCGUGGACCAAGUUUGGCUCCUGCUCCAGGACGUGUGGAACUGGUGUACGGUUUAGAACACGCCAGUGCAAUAACCCCACGCCCAUCAAUGGCGGUCAGGAUUGCCCUGGGGUUAAUUUUGAGUACCAGCUUUGUAAUACAGAAGAAUGCCAAAAGCACUUUGAGGACUUCAGGGCCCAGCAGUGCCAGCAGCGAAACUCUCACUUUGAAUACCAGAAUACCAAACACCACUGGCUGCCGCAUGAACAUCCUGACUCCAAGAAAAGAUGCCACCUUUACUGCCUGUCCAGAGAGACUGGGGAUGUUGCUUACAUGAAGCAGCUGGUACAUGACGGAACGCGCUGCUCCUACAAAGAUCCGUACAGCAUCUGCGUGCGUGGAGAGUGUGUGAAAGUGGGCUGCGAUAAAGAAAUUGGUUCCAACAAGGUUGAGGAUAAGUGUGGGGUCUGUGGAGGAGACAAUUCCCACUGUCGAACUGUGAAGGGAACAUUUACCAGAACACCCAGGAAACUUGGGAAGACAAGAGGCGCGUUCGUUUUACCCAAAGGAGCUCGUAAUAUUUCUCUUGCUGAAACAAGAGAAGCUAAAAAUGUACUGGCUAUUAAGAACCAAGCCACAGGUCACUACAUUUUAAAUGGCAAAGGGGAGGAAGCCAAGUCGCGGACCUUCAUAGAUCUUGGUGUAGAGUGGGAUUACAACAUUGAAGAUGACAUUGAAACUCUCCACACAGAUGGGCCCCUACAUGACCCCGUUAUUGUUCUGAUCAUCCCUCAGGAGAACGACACACGCUCUAGUCUGACGUAUAAGUACAUCAUCCAUGAAGAUUCUGUACCGACCAUCAACAGCAACAAUGUCAUCCAGGAGGAGCUGGAUACCUUUGAGUGGGCGCUGAAGAGCUGGUCACAGUGCUCUAAACCCUGUGGUGGAGGUUUCCAGUAUACAAAGUACGGAUGCCGAAGGAAAAGCGACAAUAAAAUGGUGCAUCGCAGCUUCUGUGAGGUCAAUAAGAAGCCCAAGCCCAUCCGACGGAUGUGCAACAUUCAGGAGUGCACACACCCACUCUGGGCAGCAGAGGAAUGGGAACACUGCAGCAAAAGCUGCGGCAGCUCAGGCUACCAGCUCCGCACUGUGCGCUGCCUGCAGCCACUCCACGAUGGUACCAACCGCUCUGUGCACAGCAAGUACUGCUUGGGGGAGCGUCCUGAGAACCGCCGGCCCUGUAACAGAGUCCCCUGCCCAGCCCAGUGGAAAACAGGGCCCUGGAAUGAGUGCUCAGUGACCUGCGGAGAAGGAACAGAGGUGAGACAGGUUCUCUGUAGGGCUGGAGACCACUGUGACGGUGAAAAGCCCGAGUCUGUCAGACCCUGCCAGCUGCCUCCAUGUAAUGAUGAGCCAUGUUUGGGCGACAAGUCCAUAUUCUGCCAAAUGGAGGUGCUAGCACGAUACUGCUCCAUACCAGGGUAUAACAAGUUAUGCUGUGAGUCAUGUAGCAAGCGCAGUGGUACCCUGCCGCCACCAUACCUUCAAGAAGCUGCUGAAAUCCACAGUGAUGCUAUCUUUGGUCCUAGUGACCUUCCGAGGUCUCUAGUGAUGCCUACACCCUUUCUCCCUUACGACUCAGGGACCCGUGCUGAGAAGAAAUCCUUGAGUAGCAUCUCUUCCUUGGCAAAUCCAAAUGCUGAUGCUGCAUUCAGAGCCAGCAGCCAACCUAGUGCUAACUUCCCCCAGAAGAAAACACAGCAGGCUGGAAGAAAGACCCUGGUCUCAGUACCACCCUCCUCAUCCAUGAAAACUGGUGGCUUCCAUUCUGCCUCAUCCGUGGCUGCUGCCCCCUCCCCUGCUAUCAGUGAUUCAAUAGGUGCUUCUACCCAGACAAGAACCCCAAAGAAAGAUGGAAAGAAUAUUAGCAAGAGACAUCCAGUCAGGUCAGCCACCUCAGAGAGCUGAGAAAGUGGACCUAUGGGGAUAGAGAUCAAAGGGAAACCUGAGCAGCCUCCCUCCUUGCAUGGUGCAUACAGCUUGUUUAAAUAAAAGCAGGACCCUUCACACAAGGUUUACUCUCGUCCUCAGCAAAUGGAAGGACAGGAAGUGCUGGCUCACUUUUUAGUUGCUUCCAUUCAUCUCCUGUUCCGUAUCCAGUUGUUUACCAAAAUCCAUUGGGGAAAACAAAAGCACCAAAGACUGUUUUCAGAAAGAAAGAGCCCAGCUACAGCGGCACCUGCCUAGAAUCCCAGCAUUUGGGAAACUGAGGCAGAAAGACAGCUGCCAGUUCUGGGCCAGCCUGGAACGCUUCUCUCAAACACAGAAAAGGGAUGGAACCUGGUUAAACGUGUUGGCUGUUCUCUAAGGAAGAAAAGAGCCCGCCGCCGAUUGUGCAUAUCAGCUGAUUUUUGUUUGUUUUUAAAAAGUCACAGUAAAAAAUCAUACAAACAGAUACCAAUGGUUUACGCAUCAAAAAAAAUUUGGAAACAAUUCUUAGACUUGCAUUCCUAUUUAUCUAUAUUAGAAAUACUGUAUGAGCAAAUUUGCAACUGUUGUGUAAAUACUGUACAUUGCAGAAAUCAGUAUUAUUUUAAAAAAGAUGUUCUCCAACGAUUGUUUACUAUCUUACAUUUCUGGAAGUUCUAGGGUGCCUGUCAUUGAGUAUUGCCUUAUGAGACAUUCCAUGAGUUGAUUUCAAAGCAGCAUAUUACGAAGAAGUUGGGAUCGCAGCUACUGACCAUAUCAAGAGGGCUGGCCAUGUGUUGUCUGUUGACACUGCUGGUGUACAGGUGCCUCACUACAUCUCCUGCCUUCCAUCCUUACCGCAGAAGGAGCAGGCCUGGCAUCUUCAUGUGUCUGUGCACACACCGUGCAGUGGAUGAGCUUAUAUAAGACAAACCCCAGCCUUCUUGCCAUCGUAUCAAAGGGCGUCCUUGCGACGGUGCGCACCUCGGCGAUGUCCUGUUCUUGUGCUAACGGUUGUACUUGAUAAUCACAAAGGUGUUUUCUCCCAGCUGAGAAAAGUGGCACCAGGCUAGAACUGACACUUGAGUACAUUAGUGCAUUGAAAGCAGGUUCAAGGAAGUUGUCUUUGUCAUGGUUGAGAUAUUUAUUUUCUGCAUGGUUCAUAGCUAAAUGUUCACAGCCAUGGUGCAUCUGACUGCAGUGCCAUGCUGGUAGUUCUGUCAGAGACCAACAUGCUCAACAAUACCGGAAAUGCUCCCUCCUGGGAGUGGAUGUACAAUAGUUGUAUAUAGGAUACAGAUCUGAAGAUAUUUAUUUUAAGAGUUGAUUUUUUUUCUUGAUAGUCUUUUUAUGUCUUUAAUAUUUACACUAAUAUCAAUGACAUUUUAGUAAACUAGAGAGACAUAAUUAGUGUGUGCUGCGUUCUAUGCAGAAAGGACAAUUUUAAACCAAGCACACAACCAACUCAAAAAACUAAAAUUGGACAGAUCCUUACGUAAUUGGCAGUACUUGAUUGAACCCAGGGCCUCAGAGAUGCUGAGCAAGCAUUCCAUCACUGUGCUGUAUCCCUAGCCCCUUUUGUAUUCUCCAUACAAUCUAAAUAUUCCUAAGUUACCUGGGCAGGCCUUGAACUUGUGACCCAGCUGCUACCACCGUUCAAGAAGCCAGGAUCACAGGCAUUUCUUGUGUUUGAUAUUUGCAUUUUUUAAAGGAGCUGAUACAGAGUUGAUCAUUUGUUCCUCUUCAAGGACACAUAAAACCAUCAGGAAUUCAGCUAGCUGUUUAAUGGACUAGUGCAUUAGAAACACGUUCCAAAACCAGGUGCACGCACACAUGUCAUCCCAGCAUUCAGAAGUUGAGGCAGGAGGCUUGCUGUGAGUGUGCAGCCAGCCUGGUCUAUGUAGCAAGAUCAUGUCUCAAACAAAACCUAUUUUAAAUAUAGGCACUUCCUAAAGUGUGCUUAAAGACAAAAGUGUUAGGAGCAUGCUUUUGAAGUCAUUUUCGAAACUUGUCUAGAGAUUCGCAGACUGAAGUUGAGAUGCAUUAUCCCUUGAAAGCACAGCCUGAGCAAGGCGCUUUGCAUUGUAGCCAUUAUAUAAACGAACAGCCUAAGCUAUGACUCAAUACCUCGAAAGAAUUGCUGCUACUCGGUGCAAGAAUUUUUAAUUGUCAAGUUAGGUGACUUCCUGAGCGUUAACAGUCCUUGAGCCUUAUAAAAGAUCUGUCUUUCUUGAAAACUUCACUAGCACAAAAUUCUCUCUAGUUUACUUGGGUGUACACACAUCCGGUCCACAGGGAAUCCGAAGACGGUCACACACAUACACCUCCCAUAAGAUGUACAUAUUCCUUCCACUUUUUACCUAUAUGCUUUCUUUUCUACUAAGCUGAAAGUUCCUUUUUAUCAAGGUGUACACUACUGAUGAUGUU